AUGGGCGUACAGGGCUCAGACCAACUCGCCCCGGGAGUGGGAGGGGAGAUGCAUGGAAAACGCAUCCUUUCCUACCACCCUUAUGCCCAUUCUCCCUUCCAUGAUCCAUCCAUCCCCUACCAGAUGUGGCCGCUAGUGCCGGUGGCGGUGGUGACAGUGGGGGGCGCGUGGGCAUACUGGGCUCAGACCGACUCGCCCAGGGAGUGGGAGGGGAGACGCGUGGGAAGCACAUGCUUUUCUACCACUAUUCUGCCCAUAUCUCUCUUUCGUUCCCUACCAGAUGUGGCCGCUAGUGCCCGUGGCAGUGGUGGCAGUGGGAGGCGCAUGGGCCUAUUGGGCUCAGACCAGCUCUCCAAGGGAGUGGGAGGAGGGGCGGCGCAAGGGAAUCGUGCCCUUCUUAAAGCCAAAGAUUCGAAGGGUGUCAAGAGCGUGGAGGACAGGUGUACUAUCGCAACAGCAGAGCACGUCACACAUGCAUUCAUGUCUGACCUCCAUACCCUCCCCCCCCUCUCUCCCCCCUUCUCCCCCCGUACCCCCCCUCCUCCUCCCCUCGCCCGACCAGCACAGGUGUACUAUCGCAACAGCAGAGCCGUGGCAGUGAGCAUAACACAGCAGCAGUAUCUGGUGUACAGCAAGGACCAUGAGGGACAUGGGUGCUCACAUAACCACGUGGCAGUGAGCAUGGCACAGCAGCAAUAUCUGGUGUACACCAAGGAUUAUGAGGACGUGGCAGUGAGCAUGGCACAGCAGCAGUAUCUGGUGUACACCAAGGAUUAUGAGGACGUGGCAGUGAGCAUGGCACAGCAGCAGUAUCUGGUGUACACCAAGGAUUAUGAGGACGUGGCAGUGAGCAUGGCACAGCAGCAGUAUCUGGUGUACACCAAGGAUUAUGAGGACGUGGCAGUGAGCAUGGCACAGCAGCAGUAUCUGGUGUACACCAAGGAUUAUGAGGACGUGGCAGUGAGCAUGGCACAGCAGCAGUAUCUGGUGUACACCAAGGAUUAUGAGGACGUGGCAGUGAGCAUGGCACAGCAGCAGUAUCUGGUGUACACCAAGGAUUAUGAGGACGUGGCAGUGAGCAUGGCACAGCAGCAGUAUCUGGUGUACACCAAGGAUUAUGAGGACGUGGCAGUGAGCAUGGCACAGCAGCAGUAUCUUGUGUACACCAAGGAUUAUGAGGACGUGGCAGUGAGCAUGGCACAGCAGCAGUAUCUGGUGUACACCAAGGAUUAUGAGGACGUGGCAGUGAGCAUGGCACAGCAGCAGUAUCUGGUGUACACCAAGGAUUAUGAGGACGUGGCAGUGAGCAUGGCACAGCAGCAGUAUCUGGUGUACACCAAGGAUUAUGAGGACGUGGCAGUGAGCAUGGCACAGCAGCAGUAUCUGGUGUACACCAAGGAUUAUGAGGACGUGGCAGUGAGCAUGGCACAGCAGCAGUAUCUUGUGUACACCAAGGAUUAUGAGGACGUGGCAGUGAGCAUGGCACAGCAGCAGUAUCUGGUGUACACCAAGGAUUAUGAGGACGUGGCAGUGAGCAUGGCACAGCAGCAGUAUCUGGUGUACACCAAGGAUUAUGAGGACGUGGCAGUGAGCAUGGCACAGCAGCAGUAUCUGGUGUACACCAAGGAUUAUGAGGACGUGGCAGUGAGCAUGGCACAGCAGCAGUAUCUUGUGUACACCAAGGAUUAUGAGGACGUGGCAGUGAGCAUGGCACAGCAGCAGUAUCUGGUGUACACCAAGGAUUAUGAGGACGUGGCAGUGAGCAUGGCACAGCAGCAGUAUCUGGUGUACACCAAGGAUUAUGAGGACGUGGCAGUGAGCAUGGCACAGCAGCAGUAUCUGGUGUACACCAAGGAUUAUGAGGCCGUGGCACAGCAGCAGUACCUGGUGUAUGGCAUGGAUUAUGAGGGCCAUGGGUGCUCCCUCUCAGGAGCUUCACAUCACACAUACAUCUCCCCUUCCUCGCUUCCCUUCUGCCUUCCCUGUUGUCCACCAGACAUGGCAGUGAGCAUGGCACAGCAGCAGUACCUGGUGCAUGGCAUGGACUACGAGUGCUUGCAGCGCCUGCACUCAUGCAUGAUACAUCCCACCACCCCUCCCCCUUUUCUCCCUACCUUCUCCUGA
Messenger RNA from Closterium sp. NIES-65, 2124 nucleotides. Lineage: Eukaryota; Viridiplantae; Streptophyta; Zygnematophyceae; Desmidiales; Closteriaceae. The record is from the annotation of a GenBank genome assembly.